AUGUCUGAGGGCAGGUUGUUGGAAAGGCGGAAGCACAAUAACAGCAUACCCUCUGGUAUCCUCCUCGAGGAGAUACACAUAAGCCUGGUUGAAGUUAUCGUUGGCUCCAACUUCCUUGACAAGUAUGAUGGGACUAAGGAGGACCUAUUUAACGCCUGA
This is a messenger RNA of Perkinsus marinus ATCC 50983, 159 nucleotides long. RefSeq lists its product as hypothetical. The record is from RefSeq and is a predicted model, not a curated record. The transcript has a single exon. Lineage: Eukaryota; Perkinsozoa; Perkinsida; Perkinsidae. Bases 1 to 159 code for a protein of 52 amino acids.